Messenger RNA from Oikopleura dioica, 906 nucleotides. Lineage: Eukaryota; Metazoa; Chordata; Appendicularia; Copelata; Oikopleuridae. The record is from the annotation of a GenBank genome assembly.
AUGAAAUCGGCAAACAAGCUUACGCCUGAUGGAAGGCUCGCUUCUAUUCUAGUAGGAAUUAUCCUAUUCGCUGCUAGUUCUGUAUUCUUUAUCGCUAUUCUUGCUUUCUUCAUUAGCAGCAUGUACUGGUCAAAGUUCAAGAAGGACCAGAAAAAAGAGUUCGAUCCAGAUCAUCACUCUGGAAACACCAGAAGAAACGCUAUCAACGUCAUCUGUAAUGGUGGAGUUGCAUGUGCAUACAGCCUGCUAUACCUGGCUGUUCAGGAGUCCAAGACAUUCACACUCAAUCAGCCACGAGGGAUUGACGCUAGCUGGUUCUUUUUAGCAAUAACCGGGACGAUUGUCUGCUCGACAGCAGAUACAUGGUCGUCGGAAAUAGGUUCUGUUCUACGCUUGGGCGAAAAGAAACGCGGAAAACAGUCGAAAACACUCGACAAUAGCAAGGACGUGAAAAAAGAAAAGCUGCCCAUGUGUCGACUCAUCAUUCCUCCAUUCAAAAAAGUUCCGAGAGGAACCAAUGGAGGCGUUUCGCUCGUUGGCUUCGUGGCAGCUGCUCUUGCUGGGGCUUGGAUUGCUGUCUGUGUUCUUGCUGGUCUCUGGUGGACAAAUGGAAUUGACUUUGCCGAUGACAGUGGGAAGCUGGUUGCGAAGGUGCUUUUCUUGAGCCUAGCGCUUACAGGCUUAUUUGGAUCAGCAAUAGACUCAGUACUAGGGGCGCUCUUCCAGUUUUCGGGAAAAGACCUUGACACCCGACUUAUCGUCUCUGAACCUGGCGAUGGUGUUAUCCAUAUAUCCGGCCAAGACAUUCUCGAUAAUCACGCUGUUAACAUUCUGAGCGCUACUUCUGCUGCUUUAUUUGGUCCAUUGUGUUUCCAGUUGCUGCAUAAGCGCCUUGCUUCCGCCUAA